CUUGACAGACUUCUCGUGCCCUCUAUAUAAUAAUGGGGGUUUGAUAUGUGUUAUUCACAUAAACUACUACUCCGUUGCUCUUGCUUUCCGCCAUGAUGGCUCAGGCAGAUAUUCCGUCAGACCUUACCGAAGAUGACAAAGCUUACAUGUUUCAAUAUCUCGACGCCACUCUGAACUCCGGAGUCUUCUUCGCGCUAUUGUAUGGUUUAUACACUGGUAUUCUUGCAAUUACAUUGUGGAAUAUAUUCAUCAACAAAUAUUGGCCGAUCCGACGAGCCAUGGUCGCCGUUAUCAUGCUUCUCCAUGCCCUGAUUACUAUCAAUCUUGCUGCCAAGUGGUCGUCUAUAUGCUCUGCAUUCAUCGAUAAUGGGCAAAGUUUUUGGACCGUAUUUUCAAACCUUGGUCGUGUGGCCCAGCCAGUCUCCUGGGAGAUGGGUAUCACAGGUUCCAUAAGCACCAUUCUCACAGAUUUAUAUAUGAUUUGGUAUUGCUGGAUGGUUUGGGGAAGACGCUGGUCCGUUGUUCUGCUUCCGAUAUUUUUGCUAGUUUCCGCGAUCGGAUCCAAAAUCAUGGAAAUAUAUUAUGAAUACUUCAAUGUGUUCGGAUCCAUGGACGUAUUCCUUGUGCUCUAUAUAUCCUUCACCCUGGCGACGACAUUGUCAUGCACCUUGCUUAUCAUUUACCGCAUCGUUACUGUCGCUGGCGUUAGGCGUGGAGCAGAUGGCAGACUGAGAGUUUAUCGCCGUUUCAUUGAAGUUCUUGUCGAAUCCUCAACUUUCUAUUCAAUAUCUCUGAUCUUAUUUUUGGCUUUCUCCAUCCGUGACAGUUGGGAACUGUACUACUUUGAUGUCAUAGCUGGUAUCGCGAAGGGAAUUGCUCCAACGCUUCUCGUAGGACGCAUCACGGCCGGACAUCGGGCCCACCCAGACGAUUCCUGGCAAGGAAGCGUGAUCGCGUCAGGCUCGAUUAGGUCUCAGUUGCAAGGUCGCAAUCGGACGAGCUUCCAGCACGACCUGACGAGUUCAAUGUUUGAUGGUGACCUCGAGGCCCAGCGUGAGAUUUCUGUCAGGGAACCUUUUCCAUCAAGCCGCUCUGUCUCUGUUGCGGUCAAUCACGACCACCCAAACACUGACGUCUUUCUGGAGAGCAUAACGUCCUCGCCCCAUCUCGGGAACCACUCACUCCUUCAAGACAGUUUACCCCCUUCUGAAGAUGCCAUCUGUAAUUCUACCAUCGUUGACGGAACGGUAGUUCCGAGUCGAGGAAGAUCUAGCCUCGAAUGAACAUAGUACGCAAUAUCCCAUUUACUCUUUACCUACGACGGACUUGAAGCUUGAAGUCUCCAAACCCUUGUAACAUCGCGUUGUUUUUGUUGUGUUUUAAAUAAGUCAUACAAAUUAUAACGGACUAAUAAACAUGAGCUCACCCUCUACACAACAACGUCGAUCCUCA
Molecule: messenger RNA, 1452 nt
Organism: Desarmillaria tabescens
Lineage: Eukaryota; Fungi; Basidiomycota; Agaricomycetes; Agaricales; Physalacriaceae
Exons: 7
Coding region: 93-1283 (396 amino acids)
Source: RefSeq, a predicted model, not a curated record